This is a messenger RNA of Rubroshorea leprosula, 1028 nucleotides long. The record is from the annotation of a GenBank genome assembly. Lineage: Eukaryota; Viridiplantae; Streptophyta; Magnoliopsida; Malvales; Dipterocarpaceae.
AUGUUUUGAAGGUCAAGUUGUAUCAUUGCAGGAGACCAUCUUCAGCUUCCCUGAGAGGAAAGGGUUGGGAAGAACCUGUAUGGAGAUGAAAUUAGAUCUAUGAUCAUUGUAAUCAACUUUAUUACAAUCAUUUACUGACCUAAGCUUAUAUGAAAACAAUAAUCCAAAUUAAUUUCUGUACAGCUCACAUACUAUGUAACAUGGAAGAGAAAGGAAGGAUGAAGAAGAUGACACACUGAGUGAAGAUGAAGCUGAGAUUGCUACUUUGCAAGGGCGUAGAAGUCUCAACUGUUGAUGGUUUCCAAGGUUCAGAGAAGGAAGCCAUUGUCAUUUCCACGGUUCGAUCAAACUCAACCAAUUAAAGAGGUAGGGUUUCCAAGUGACUGUAGGGGAAUGAAUGUGGCUGCAACACUAGUGUCUAUGACAUGGAAACAUUUGUUGACGGAUUCUUUAAUUGAUUUGGCUGAGCACUUUGAGGAGAAUGAUGAGUAUCUAAGUGGCUCUGGAUUCUGUAAUUAUUUCUUUGCAGUGGCCUGCUGCAGUGUUUAUCCUGUGGUGUAUGGGUUUGAGUACCUCUUUGUGCUCUCAUUCAAUGAAAUCAAAGAAGGGAUGAUGUGUGUUUUAAAUAUUGGGAUUGACAUUGAAGCAGAGGAGAAAGUAGGAAUGGCGGUGGAGGUUGAGGAGGAAAUAUCUGCUGUCACGCUGCAGCACUCCAUCGCAACCAUGACUCCUCCACUCAAUUUGGAGGGACAAGGACGCCAAAUUGCUGUUUUCAUAGCCAUCUUUUGUGUUUGUUGAUAACUUAUCUCUUCAAAGACUUAGAAAUAGGAGUACUUGUUAGUGGAGUGAAUAGAGAAUCUGAUUGUUGGGGUUUUGGAACCAUGGGAUAUGGAAGUAUAGAAUGUCUUUUUCAGAUGCGCACCAAGUAUUCGAUCAAUUGCCUAAAUGGAUUUUCAGUUGUCUUGCUAACUGGAAUAUAGUUAUGCUGCAAUAAUGUACAAGGGUUCCAAUAAAAUUCCCUUUUUGCU